AUGGCCAAUGAUCACGGCACUAGUGGUGUGACUAAUGCCUUGUUGGCACUACUGCAGGAGAGGUUCAGGCAGUUGGAGAAAAUGAAGGAGUUAAGACAGGAGAAAGAGCUCCUCAGAAUGUUGUCCGAAUCCAGAAAAUACGCAUGUGAUUAUAAUCACGAGAUGCAAUCCGAAAAAAGAUUGCGGUCGUCGGAGAUUUUUUAUCCUCCUAAACCUAAUUGCCAGCUUUCUCUAUCUCUCUGGCCAGAUUCUUCUGCCGAAAGGCCCGCGGAUAGUCGGGCCACGAUUGCAUCUACUGAUGGGCCGUUUGUUUGUACAUCGCAGGUGAAGAUGGAGAAUUCGGGUUAUGAUGUUGACACCUCUCUUCGUCUGUGA
Molecule: messenger RNA, 375 nt
Organism: Striga asiatica
Lineage: Eukaryota; Viridiplantae; Streptophyta; Magnoliopsida; Lamiales; Orobanchaceae
Source: the annotation of a GenBank genome assembly